Molecule: messenger RNA, 732 nt
Organism: Rhinocladiella mackenziei CBS 650.93
Lineage: Eukaryota; Fungi; Ascomycota; Eurotiomycetes; Chaetothyriales; Herpotrichiellaceae
Exons: 1
Coding region: 1-732 (243 amino acids)
Biological process (GO): L-cysteine catabolic process
Molecular function (GO): cysteine dioxygenase activity; ferrous iron binding
Source: RefSeq, a predicted model, not a curated record
AUGCUAUCUUACGAACAACCACUUAAUGGCGCUGAACCUCAUAUGAUCCGCCCCGAAGUUUCUCCGCCGCACCAUCAAGACAAGUUCUAUUCAAUCGAUCCCUCCGACGAGUUUCACCGCCUCGUCCGAGCCCUUUCAGACGUCCUGGGUCCAUCUUCCGGAAUCGACUCGGCCGACGUGGACGAGAAUGAUCUGAUCCGUCUCAUGGAAGAAUACAUCUCGGACGAGAACCAGUGGCAUCAAUACGCAUUUGCCGAUCCAAGCCGCAACUAUACCCGCAAUCUUGUGGACGAAGGAAACGGCAAGUCCAACUUGUUGGUAGUUGUAUGGAACCCUGGAAGGUGCAGUCCAAUCCACGACCACGCCAACGCUCACUGCGUCAUGAAGAUCCUCAAAGGAAAUCUCCGGGAGACUUUGUAUAGCAUGCCGCCUUGUUCCAGCGAGCAGACCGGCUCUUCUGGAAGCCUUACACCGCCUCAAAUCGUCAAAGAGACAACCUACUUCGAGAACCAAGUCACCUACAUCUCCGACAAGAUCGGCCUUCACAAAAUCUCCAAUCCGUCUCCCGACGAAGCGGCUGUUUCCCUACAUCUCUACACUCCACCCCAUGCGGCCAAUUUUGGCUUCAAUCUUUUCUGCGAGAAGACAGGGAAACAGACCCACAUCAAGCAGGCAGGCUUCUACUCGGACCGUGGAAAACUUGUGGAGAAGUGCAACUAUGGGUCGUUUUGA